This is a messenger RNA of Camelina sativa (false flax), 808 nucleotides long. RefSeq lists its product as uncharacterized. Lineage: Eukaryota; Viridiplantae; Streptophyta; Magnoliopsida; Brassicales; Brassicaceae. The record is from RefSeq and is a predicted model, not a curated record.
GUCGAAAGGGAUAUAUUACAAAACACAAAUGGCCACCCACAAUUUUCUCAACAUCGACACAAAUCAAUCCACAAUAUUAAAAUGUCUUAUUCACUAAUCACUCAAAAUUCAAGAAAUCCAACACCAAAUAAACACUAUAAAUACACUUCCGUAUCAAACCAAUUCAAUCAAUCAAAGCUGAAAGAACUUAAUCACUCUCACAAACUUCAAAUCCUCAUCAUCCCUUUUUGAAUCAUUAAUCAUGUCUCAACAACAAUUCAACGCUGGACAGACCAGAGGCCAAGCUCAAGAGAAAGCUGAGCAAUGGACCGAGUCUGCGAAGCAAACCGCGCAGUCCGCACGUGACAAGACUGCUGAUUUGACACAUCAAGCAGGUGACAAGGCUGCAGAUUUGACACAAUCAGCUCGUGACAAGUCAGCUGAUGGAUCUCAUUCCGCUAAACAGUCCGCCCAACAUAACCAGGAACAAGCUGCUGGUUUAUUUGGACAGACCGGUGAAUCAGUGAAGAACAUGGCUCAAGGUGCUCUUGACGGUGUGAAGAACAGCCUUGGCAUGAACGAGAAGAAAUGAGACUAUGAAUAAUACUCAUGCUUCUCAACGAUUUAAUAAAAUAAUAUUUAUGAAUAAUUUCUUGUUUUUGGAAAUUUUGGGUUUUUCUCCAAAUUAAUGUUUGUAAUAAGAUUAUUUAUUUUGAAAGAUUUUGUGAUCAUGUGUGAUCUGAAAUCUGAGAUGUAAUAAGAUGUUGUAACAUCAUAGCCUUCAAUUUUCUAUUUUAUAAAGGAAUGAACCAAAUUAGCAACACUCUUA